Molecule: messenger RNA, 1362 nt
Organism: Alternaria conjuncta
Lineage: Eukaryota; Fungi; Ascomycota; Dothideomycetes; Pleosporales; Pleosporaceae
Exons: 1
Coding region: 1-1362 (453 amino acids)
Source: RefSeq, a predicted model, not a curated record
AUGGGCUUUGAGGUUGACAAGUGCAUAGAUCUACACAACCGCAUCGUCGCCCACGCUUGCUCGCACCUUCCACCCGACCGCCAACCCCAGAUUCAACGCAGCUGGUUCAGCGCGCACUCACUAGAUCCUUCCUCACCCGUUCCCUUGCCCCUAGAUAUCGAGGAAGAAUUCGACGAUGACCUCACAGCCUUCCUAUCAGGCAUCGACAUCGUCGUGCCCGAACAACAUCAACAUCUGGCCUUUAAUCCCUUGCUCGUCGGUGUCCCUUCGCCUAACCAUAUGAUCCCCGAUAUGUGGCUUGGCAUCAUCGAGGAACGCGAGGAUUACAUCCUGCUUUACACAGGACCUGCAUAUGAUGCAGGGGGUCUUUUGUACAGCCUAUCGACGCAGCAAGUGGGCUACAUGGCCUCCCCGUAUUCCGAACCUGAAGACCUCUAUUGGGACGAUCUUCAGAAUGCGCUGGAAAUUUACUGGGACUGCGUCGAGUCGGGGAAAUUCGUCAUCGAUGCAGAAUACCUGGGAGAUGAACUUACUACGCAGGGAUGGAGGAUACUCGAGUGGACUGGCCUUGAGCUGGAGGGCGCGCUGGAGGCGUGGCAUAGUUUGGUGGACGCGAUCACUAAACGCCUACCGGGACAAGGGAAAGAUGACGACCCGAGAGCACACCAGGAGGAGAAGCAAGAAGAAGUGGACGCUGUUUUGGUAUCAUCUGAGAUCUUGGAGCAAUAUCCGGCUAUCCCGUCUUUCGCACGCGCAAUCCUUUCUCGGGCGAAGAAGCCGACCUUUACUUCCAUCGCUCCGCAACUGGACAUUCCGACCGAAGCCUUCGUUCACCGUGUAGGUGCCAAAUUACAGGAGCUACACCCCGACGCUUCCAUCACCACUCCAGACUAUGAAAUGAGCUAUAUACCCAAAUUUCUCUUGUUCCCGUGGCGGACACAAGGCCUCCAACUCGUUCUCGAGUCUGAUCGUGACCGGUGGAAGGAUAGACGGGGACAUGCCCACACCCUUGACAACCGCGCCGGUCUGUAUCUGACCCCCGAUGGCACGCACACACACUCAAUUUCUCUACUCCUGCCUUUCCCCAUCGGAGCUAAUGGCCACGUGCGCAAGAAAAAUGGAACUAUCGUGAAGCCGAGCGACCAAGGUCAAGAUGCUUUGUAUCGGCAUGGGGCGUGUACCCCAUUUCUACCCGCACAUGGCACACCGUUGGCCGCUGUCCUAGUCAACUGGUGUGAAAUGGUUGAGAAGGGAAAUUGGCACGUUGAUGAAAACGGCGUCGCAGGUGAAGAAGAUGUAUGGAAACAAGCGGAUACGGAAGACAAGGCCGAGGAUUACAUGACAGAUUGGAGUUGCUUUUGA